AUGGCCAGAGCAGCAGCAACCAGUAAAAGGAAGAUGGAGAUGAAGAUGAAGGACUUUUGGAGAUCAUCUGACAACAAGGAAUAUGAUGCCUAUCUGUCUUACACAAAAGUCGAUCCUGACACAUUAGACUGUGAAAACAGGGAGGAAGAACAAUUUGCCCUUGAAAUCUUGCCAGAUGUUCUGGAGAAGCAGUAUGGAUAUAAGCUCUUCAUUCCAGACCGGGACCUGAUUCCUACUGGGACAUAUCUAGAAGAUCUUGCAAGAUGUAUAGAACAAAGCCGCAGGCUUCUUAUUGUCCUCACACCGGAUUAUAUACUCAGACGAGGGUGGAGUAUUUUUGAGAUGGAAAACAGACUCCAUAACAUGCUCAUCAGUGGAGAAAUCAAAGUGAUUUUCAUCGAAUGUCCCGAAUUAAAAGGUAAAGUCAAUUACCAAGAAGUGGAAUCUUUAAAGCACAGCAUUAAACUGUUCUCAGUCAUCAAGUGGAAUGGACCGAAAAGUAGCAAGCUGAAUUCUAAGUUUUGGAAACAUUUGCUCUAUGAGAUGCCGGUAAAGAAAAGAGAAGUUUUGACGCGGCGCCAAGUUCUGGAUUCUGCUGAACAGGGUCUCUUUGGUGAUCUCCAAACAGUGCCUUCCAUUGCCGUGACAGAUACUUCUGCCACUUCAGUUUCAUCUCAGGCAGAUUUGGGAGAUUAUCAGCCAGCCAAUAUGGCACAGAUGAGACAUUACUGCAGAGGAUAUGAGUACAACAUGCAGUCUGCAACGUUGCCACUAGCUGCCAUAAGCAGUAAUCACCACGCUUAUUGUAACAUACCCCUGACGCUUCUCAAUGGACAGCUACCUCUUAACAGCAGCAUGAAAGAUGUUCAAGAAUUUCACAGGAACCCUCCUCUACUCCCCUUGUCAACAAGGGAGCUCAGUUUCACCAGCGAUAUAUGGUAGCAAAGAUCUAAACUUUCUUAGACCGGCUUAACAAUGGGCCAGAAUUCCUUGAAAAACUUUGAACCCAUGUCAUCAGGUGCCAAAAUAUUUUGCCAAGUCACAAGUAACUCACUUUUAUACUUGAACCUCUCUUUGUUUACAUUUACAAAAUUAUUAACAAGGGGGAAGCCUACUUUUUUAGCUGACUUCUAAGUUUCCUGUCUUUUCAUGUACAGUUUUAUUUGUUCUUUAUCAGAAAGAGAGAGAGAGAGAGAGAAUAAGGGAUUGAAUAGUAUUUUGAAGUAGGGUUUAAAGUUUGACAAUGAAUUGACUUCCAAUGCUAUAUACAAUAGAAUAAGACUCCAUAUUUAUAUAUUAGUACUUCAGAAAUUUAAAUGGAUUUUUUUUUAAAUAGAAAGAACUUAGGAAUCAUACACUUCAUACAUGUGAAACACAAGCAGUAACAAAAAUAAGUCUUGUCAUUUCAAAUUGUGCUAAAGGACCAUUCCUAUCAAAGAUGCACUGUAGAAGACCUUUCCUACAAGAUUAACACCAUGUUGUUUUGGAAGAUAGACCAGACGAAGUCUAGGUGGUAACCUCCAGUUUUCAUUCUGCAAUUCCUAUGGCUGGAAAAUAUAUCAUCAACUCAACAUUAUUUGUUGUUUUGUUCUCAAACUAAUUCUUAAUUGUUCAUGAUGAUUGCCAUUGCGUUUUCUUAAAUUCUUAGAAAGUUGACAGCCCUUUAAUUUUCUGUAAAUUUUUAAAACAUGGAUUUAUUCUGGCUUUUCAGGUUUCUUAAGACUUUCUUCCUGUUACAUUUGACACACUGAGGACC
Messenger RNA from Candoia aspera, 1756 nucleotides. RefSeq names its product interleukin 1 receptor accessory protein like 2 (gene IL1RAPL2). The record is from RefSeq and is a predicted model, not a curated record. Lineage: Eukaryota; Metazoa; Chordata; Lepidosauria; Squamata; Candoiidae. Gene Ontology annotation, biological process: signal transduction. The transcript is spliced from 3 exons. Bases 1 to 942 code for a protein of 313 amino acids.